CCUAUUAUGUACACAUUAAUGCUGUCCUUGUUUGUCUGAGUUUAAAAGACAGCUUCAGCUGCCUGGCUUGCACUCUGGUGGGACGCAUCAUGGAGAGAACUGUGCUGCAACUAACCCUCUUUGGGCUGCUGCUGGCUUUGGCUACCACACUACCAAACAAGGACGACUGGGACAUCUACAGCUUUCACAUCAACUCUACAGUGACCGAUCGCUAUGCCACCACUGUCAUCACAAGCCGUGUGGCCAAUCGUAUGGAUGAGUCAAAGGAAAUAGAAUUCCACGUUAGGAUUCCAAAGAAUGCCUUCAUCAGUAAAUUCAGAAUGUUUAUAGAUGGCCAGGCGUAUGAUGGCAUUGUGAAAGCUAAGGAGCAGGCUCAGAAGCAGUAUACUGACGCUGUGUCUCGUGGCCAAAGCGCUGGGAUUGUCAGCUCUGUAGGCAGGACCCUGGAGGAAUUUAAGACUUCUGUUACUGUGGCUGCUCACCAAAAGGUCACCUUUGAACUCACAUAUGAGGAACUGAUGAAACGUACCCUUGGGAAGUAUGAGCUGCAAAUCCAUGCUCGACCUAUGCAGCCUGUCAAAGACUUCAAGGUUGAUGUGUACAUUCAUGAGAAAGCUGGCAUCAGUUUCAUCAAUGUGAAAGGAGGACUAAGCACCAAAGCCCUGGCUAAUGCCAUCACCAAAACACACGCAGACAAACAGGCAUGGGUGCAUUUCUAUCCAACAGAGGACCAACAGAAAACAUGUGACAGCUGCGGAGUGGAUGGUAUGAAUGGAGAUCUGGUUAUUGUUUAUGAUGUAAACAGGGACACCUCACUGGGAGACAUCAAGAAAUCUGAUGGGUACUUUGUUCAUCACUUUGCUCCAGCUGGUCUUUCCCGAAUACCAAAAAAUGUUGUCUUUCUUAUUGAUCAAAGUGGCUCAAUGCACGGCAGGAAAAUAGAGCAGACACGAAUCGCAUUAAUCCAUAUCCUAAAUGACCUGGCUGAAGAUGACUACUUUGGUCUUAUCACUUUUGAUGGUGACAUUAUUCACUGGAAACGAGAACUUGUUCAGGCCAGCAGUGGAAAUGUGGAGAGCGCCAAGAGUUUUGCACGGACAAUAAGAGAUAGAGGAGCCACAGACAUUAACCAGGCAGUGUUAAAAGGAGCAAGUAUGCUGAAUGCACAUCCAAGGGAAGGUUCAGCAUCUAUCCUUAUACUUCUCACGGAUGGAGAUCCAACCUCAGGGGAGACAAAUAUUGAAGUAAUACAGUCCAAUGUCAGAAGGGCCAUUGCAGAUAAAUUCCCACUCUACUGUCUUGGUUUUGGUUUUGACGUCAAUUUUAACUUCCUUGAGAAAAUGUCACUACAGAACAACGGUGUGGCAAGAAGAAUUUAUGAAGACUCUGACGCUGAUUUGCAGCUGAAGGGUUUCUAUGAAGAGGUAGCUACUCCUCUGCUGACAGACCUGACACUGCUCUAUACUGGUGGAACCAAUCUUACCCAGACUAACUUUAGCAUGUAUUAUAAUGGCUCUGAGAUCGUGGUGGCUGGUCAGAUCACUGACAAUGACGUGGAAACAUUCGCUCCACAAGUUGUGGCCAUUUCAGGGAGAAGAAAGGUUACCUUUUCUGGCACAAACACCUCUGUGGAGUCGACUGGAACAGAAUCUGGUGGCCACAUCCAGAGGGUUUGGGCCUACCUCACAGUUAAACAGCUUCUGGAGAAAGAGCUGCAGUUAUCUGGACCUGAGAAAGAGAAGGUGAAGAAAGAUGCUUUGGAGUUGUCACUUAAGUAUAGCUUUGUGACCCCACUCACAUCCAUGGUGGUCACCAAGCCUCCAGGGGAGAACACAGAUGUGCUUCAUAAACCCAAGGAAGGUGAAGCACCAGGGAGGCAAGCCAAUACACGGAUUCGUCAACACUCUUUUCGUCUUCACUCACCUCCGAGUCACAGAGGUUUUGCUGGGAUGAUGCCAAGUAAGAAACAUUUGCAUGAUGUGAUACACCUCAAUGCCACUGUCACUAACUAUGACCCCCGCGUCAACAACCCUCUACUUUUUACACACCGGGAUGCCAGAUUCUCAGUUAAUGCAAGGUCAUUUAUCAUUCUCUUUUCAGCAAAUGCUAUGUUGCCAGAUAUGAAAAGAGGGGGAGGGGCUGGCUAUCAUAUGAUUUCAGGGGGAAUGGCUGGCCCUCCUGUGGGUGCAGGGGGAGGGGCUGGCUAUCCUCUGGCUGCAAUGCCAGUGCCAGCUUUUGACAUGGAAGACUUUGACGAUGCUUUCUACGCUGCUGCACCUAUAGGUCGUGCCGACAGUAUACCUCGAAGACCAAAACUUCAGAAACGACCUGGUAACCGUCCUCGUCCUACCUUCGUGGCAGCAGCAACAACUCCUGCCCCUCUUUUGCACAGAUUUUUGCUGAAAACUGACAGUGCAUCUCCUCCACUAUGCUUUGAUGUCAACGGAGCUGCUCUCCUUAAACUGCUGCACCACCCCAGCAGGGAGCUUUAUGUGAACGGUGAGCUUGACUCAGUAACAAAUGGGGGCUUCAAAAAGAUUGUCAUCCACUUCACUGCCGAUCAGCAUGUUGAAGUUACCACCACAGGAGUCACUGUGCGACUGGGGCAGAAUGUAACACACCACACUGGACAAGAUCCCAUCACAGUCGGAAGUAUGACAGUGAUUCGACGGGACAAGGAAAUCGAUGUUGCAGCUGCAGAUGCUCGCCUGAUCAUUUUAGUUCAUCAGAAGAAUGGCGAGGAAUUCCUUUGGCCAGUUUUGAGACAGAAGCCAUCAGCCACCAACAUGGAGGGAAUUUUAGCUCUAACGCCAGCAGUUUAUGAGGAGGUGCAGCAAGCUUCCCUCACAAACCUGAAGAUCAAGGACCAGGAGAUUUCUGCCACCAGUGCCACUGCUGUCGACUAUGGUGUUGUGUUUCCCCUGACAAUGAACUGCUGGCUCAUGUCUGCUGAGUCCGCCCUGCAGAGACGCCUGGAUGAUUUCUUUGUUGCGCAACUUUAACUGGGGACCAUGUUCAAGAAUUUGAAAAUAUUUCACACAAAAGAAAAUGAAGGCAUUAAUACUUAAUAAUUAGGGAAAAUCAAUACCUAAACUUUCAACUUGUAACUAACAUUGACAAAUUAAAGCAUCCUAUAUCUUGGAUUGUCUCAUAUGAAGUUAAUUGUUCUGCAGAAAAAACUGAAUUGCAUUGCAUCCACUUAUCUUCCGUGAUGAUCUAAACCUUCAGCCCCUCGGUAUUGUUUAUCACUUUGCUUCAAGAUUUAUGACUAGUAAUAUUAAUAAUCCUCAUUAAUGUGAACUUAAGUUUGGGUGGUCGUCCCUCUCUGUAAUACGUGAAAGACACUGGGCCUUUUGUGUUUUUUUUAAUCCCUUAUACUAUUUUGAUUUAUUUGCUUUUAAAAAUUUUAACUCUCUAAUUGUUCUUGACUUUUUUUUUAAAUGAUUUUACUAAUUUAUCUUUUAAACUCAUUUUUAUUUUCUUGCCUCACUAUAAAUGAGGCCUGAGUUUAAAUAAAGAAAGAAUAGAACUGAAUUGAACAGAAUGCACGAUCCAGUUGCCAAUAACAGGACAUGGUUAUAGUGAUAUGUUUUGCAGUGGCAUUGUGCUGCUGCUUGGCAAAGAGAGGUGAACACUUGCUGAUCAUACAACUCAAGGUCAAGCAGCACGUUUGUUGCAGGUGUUGACAUAUUUAGCAGCAGGGUCGGCCCUGAAGCACAGUGCCUUAGUCUAGAUUCUAUGUUCUAUGUACUGUUGCUGACAAAAUCUGCAUUUCUGCCAAGCAUCUUAGUACUUUACAGGUAAAGAGUGUAUCAGAAUUAACCUGUGAACCUGCCUACUUCUGUUUAUCCAUGGUGAGGACGACAAGUGAAAGCAGUGGAAUGUUUCUCUGCUGUUUACAUAGCAUAACAUUUGUACACUAACAGGCUUUGUCACUGUGACCUGUUUAACAGUGGUGUUCUCUGGGUGUGUAAAAGUGUAUUCAAAUGUACUUAAGCAAAAUCAGUGACGUAGGACUAUGAAUGAAAGCUAAAAAAAACACUUGUGGAUAAACAAAGCUAUUCAAACUCUUCACUGGCAAUGCCACAAUGUUGAAAAAAUAAAUAUAUAAUGGUUGGA
Messenger RNA from Amphiprion ocellaris (clown anemonefish), 4119 nucleotides. Its product is annotated as inter-alpha-trypsin inhibitor heavy chain H3-like. The record is from RefSeq and is a predicted model, not a curated record. The transcript is spliced from 29 exons. NCBI's taxonomy places the organism in Eukaryota, Metazoa, Chordata, Actinopteri, Pomacentridae. Bases 90 to 3002 code for a protein of 970 amino acids.